AACAUUAUUAAUCAAGAAUAGAGUACAACAAGGGAGGUAGAUCUGAUUUUUCAAGGAUUUUUAUUCGCUUUAUUUAUAUACUGUUAGGGGGAAUCUGCUGUGUUCAGUACUGAAAUUUAGUUCAUAGAUAUGUCUACACCUGCUAGGAGGCGAUUACUGAGAGAUUUCAAAAGAUUACAGGACGAUCCCCCGGCUGGUGUUAGUGGUGUUCCAUCAGAAAACAACAUCAUGUUAUGGAAUGCAGUUAUAUUUGGGCCCCAUGAUACGCCUUUUGAAAAUGGUACAUUCAAGUUAACUAUAGAAUUCACAGAAGAAUAUCCAAACAAACCUCCAAUAGUUAGAUUUGUAUCCAAAAUGUUUCAUCCAAAUGUUUAUGCAGAUGGUGGGAUAUGUUUAGAUAUUUUGCAGAAUAGAUGGAGUCCUACAUAUGAUGUGUCAGCUAUACUUACAUCAAUACAAUCUUUACUCGAUGAACCAAACCCCAACAGUCCGGCAAAUAGUCUGGCCGCUCAGUUGUAUCAGGAAAACCGACGAGAGUACGAGAAAAAAGUCAUAGGCAUUGUGGAGACUAGCUGGCAGGACAUUUGAGUGCCAGUUUCGUGUACCCAUGACGAUAAAUUGUAGAGAGAGUGAGGGCGCAAUUCACCAAUAGCAGUUUGUUUCAUUGCGAUAGAACGAGAAAUUUUGCUAAUGUGCGAAAAAAAUAAAGAGGUGUUUUGACUGCGAGAUGUGUUUGGAACAGCUCUUUUAUAUUGUUAUGUAGAAAGAUCAAUGAAAUAAAGUAUAUAGAUUAUUCCUCCAUUGUUGUGAUUCGAAAUAACUUGUAGAACUUCAGACUAAUAGUACUGUACCUCCAUAUUUCUUCUGGCGUCUGUAUUUUUUGCGACAGUUGGAGAAAUUUUGCAACGAGUCUGAUUUCAAAGUAUGUGCCAGAAAAUGAAUUAUUUCCUUUGACGGAUAAAGACAAGAACCACUCAUUUUGACAUAAGUUUUUCAUUUUUACUGAUCAUAUUUAAAAACUAUUUAGGCAUUAAAUCUUAAUUUUGAGUACAUUGUAUUACAGUUUAAUAUUAAUAAUAAUAGUUAUUAUUACUUUUAUUAUUAAUAUCAUUAUUAAUAUUAUUAUAAUUUAUUAUAUUGUAAAUGUUUGUCUUUUUUUUUGCUUAUGGAUUAAUAGAAUAAAUUUUGUUGAUUUACAACCAAACAUCAUUUGUGUUUGGUUAUAAAUUGAAGAAUUUAUUGUAUUGUUAACAUAACUAUGAAUAUUAUAAAUCAUUGUGUGAUAUCUGUAUCCAUGUAUCGACAAGUGGUGUAGGGUGCGAUCAGGCUACAAAUGGGGCAAACCUAUCAUCAUUGAGUUUUAGCUACUGUAAGAGUAUUUUUUUUAUAGAUUUCCAUGUAUUUUGAAUUUAUGAUGUGACUAAACCAUUGUUGUAAUUUUUGGGCAAACUGUCCAAUCAGAUGAUCUAGAGUCAGGAUGUUAUGAUGACAAGACAUCAUCUUGCAUUGCGUUUUAUCCAGGCUACCAAAGUCUUAUGAAUAAGUGUUUAAAAUGCAAUGCGCUGAGCGAUACCAGUAGAUACCGUCGAGUAAUUUAAUCCUCCAACUCUGGCAUAACACGCACUUAAAAUAUGCUAAUCAGGACGGAUUAAAAAUUUGGUAGUCAUAUUACAUGUUUGACAUUCUGAAAUCAAUAUAAUGUGGUGUGAUGAUAAAACAAGAAGUUAUAAAAAAAUAUUUAAUAACUAAACCAUACAUUUGACCCAUGGAUUUGACCUCUGGUAUUAGAUACAGGGGAUAAAAACGUGAUUUUCCAUCAGUAUAACAUGACAUGCGUUAAGGUGUUUACACGUGUGAGUGGCUUGUUUAUUUAAACUUACGGUAGUGAUGAGAAGAGUUAAUGGUGUGUGUCCUUGUCGGUAUCGGUAGUUUACGAUACACAUAGCAACUGGUUGGUUGGAACCUCUGCAUUUCACAUUGCUUGGGGAGAACAGUUUUUUUUUGUGUAUAAUACAGCUAUUACUAUCUGUACAUGAAUUAAAAACCUAUGUAGCAGCAAA
This is a messenger RNA of Anneissia japonica, 2060 nucleotides long. RefSeq names its product ubiquitin-conjugating enzyme E2 A. The transcript is spliced from 6 exons. The coding region runs from base 130 to 588 and encodes 152 amino acids. The record is from RefSeq and is a predicted model, not a curated record. Gene Ontology annotation, biological process: protein polyubiquitination; proteasome-mediated ubiquitin-dependent protein catabolic process; DNA repair. Lineage: Eukaryota; Metazoa; Echinodermata; Crinoidea; Comatulida; Comatulidae. Gene Ontology annotation, cellular component: HULC complex. Gene Ontology annotation, molecular function: ubiquitin conjugating enzyme activity.